Lathyrus oleraceus (garden pea) is the source of this 655-nucleotide messenger RNA. RefSeq names its product agamous-like MADS-box protein AGL29. The transcript has a single exon. Bases 28 to 504 code for a protein of 158 amino acids. Lineage: Eukaryota; Viridiplantae; Streptophyta; Magnoliopsida; Fabales; Fabaceae. Gene Ontology annotation, molecular function: protein dimerization activity; DNA-binding transcription factor activity, RNA polymerase II-specific; RNA polymerase II cis-regulatory region sequence-specific DNA binding. The record is from RefSeq and is a predicted model, not a curated record. Gene Ontology annotation, biological process: regulation of transcription by RNA polymerase II.
AUAAGAAAAAGAUAAGAUUGAGGAAUCAUGGUCGGCCAAAAAACAUGUCUAGAAUAUCUGAUUGAAAGAAACACCACAUUUCUUAAGAGAAAGAAUGAUCUUUUCCAGAAAGCAUGUGAGUUAUCAAUUCUUUGUGGUGCUAAAGUGUGUGUGUUUGGAUUCAGCCCUACUGGUAACCCAUUUGCUUUUGGAUCUCCAUCUUUCCAUGCUGUAAUUGAUGAGUACCUUAACGAAGGUCAAGAUCUGGAAGGAGAAUUAUCAAGGCAAAAUGUAAAACCUUCUGAAAAUGGAGAAAUCAAAAAGCUCUACACACAACUGAGGUGUGUAACCAAAGAGAUGAAGGCUGAGAAAAAGAAGAUGGGAAAAAUUGACAAAGGUAAUGUUUCCAUUAUCCUUGAUGAUCUUGGUUUUGAGGAACUUCUUAAAGUGAAGGCUUCGUUGAAAAAGCUUCAGGAUGAAAUUAAGGUGGCAUCAUCAUUGCUCCUCCUUGCAAAGAAACCUUAAUGAGUUUGAGUACCCUUGUAAUCCUAUUUUACUAUGUAGUUUGUUUCAUUCUCUUAAAAUAAAAAUGGCAGUGUAUGAGCCUCACUGGUAUGGAAGGCAAAUAAGGAGAAAAUCCAAUGUUAUAAAAAAUAAUUACAGAGAAUUUUAUGAA